This is a messenger RNA of Capronia coronata CBS 617.96, 1083 nucleotides long. Its product is annotated as homoserine dehydrogenase. Gene Ontology annotation, molecular function: homoserine dehydrogenase activity; NADP binding; aspartate kinase activity. The record is from RefSeq and is a predicted model, not a curated record. The transcript has a single exon. Bases 1 to 1083 code for a protein of 360 amino acids. NCBI's taxonomy places the organism in Eukaryota, Fungi, Ascomycota, Eurotiomycetes, Chaetothyriales, Herpotrichiellaceae. Gene Ontology annotation, biological process: aspartate family amino acid biosynthetic process; L-homoserine biosynthetic process.
AUGCCAGCCUCAAAGCUUUACCUUGCCGUCGUCGGUGUCGGCGGUGUCGGAACAGCUUUCUUGUCUCAGCUCGCUUCCCUCCCCUCCUCUCUCCGACCGACGUUGAUCUUCCUCUCUCGCUCCUCGAAACAACUUUACACGUCCUCAUACGACCCGGUGUCUGCCUCUGACCUGCCUUCAUCUUCAUCCAAACUCCUCUCACUUCCCGAGUUGACAACCUAUCUUUCAUCCGCUCCGGGCAAAGCCAUCCUGGUUGAUAAUACAUCGAAUCAAGAUGUUGCAAACUCUUACCCGUCCUUCCUGCGCCAAGGCAUCAGCGUGGUGACGCCCAACAAGAAAGCAUUCUCGGGCAGUCUGCAAUUAUGGACGGAUAUCUUCGACGCCGUCGACUCCUCCGACUGCCAAGCCAUGGUCUACCAUGAGUCCAGCGUUGGGGCUGGCCUCCCUGUGAUCUCCACGCUCAAGGACCUGGUGGCGACAGGCGACCAGGUCACGCGCAUUGAGGGUGUAUUCUCAGGCACCAUGUCUUUCUUGUUCAACUCCUUCGCCCCUGCUGAUGGGACUGGAAAGGGCAAAUGGUCGCAGAUUGUGGCUCAGGCGAAAGAGGCGGGAUACACGGAGCCGGAUCCGCGAGAUGACUUAAAUGGCAUGGACGUGGCAAGGAAGUUGACCAUCCUUGCAAGGUUGGCAGGCUUGAAAGUACAAGGCCCCGACAGCUUUCCGGUUCAGAGCCUCAUUCCCAAGGAAUUGGAGACCGCCAAAUCAAGUGACGAAUUCAUGCAGAGACUACCUGAAUUUGACAGUGAGAUGGAAGGCUACAAAGAUGAAGCGGCCAAGGCCGGCAAAGUGGUUCGCUACGUUGGGUCCGUCGACGUCGCCGCUGGGAAGGUGAAAGUUGGGCUGGAGAUGGUGGAGAAGGGUACGCCGAUUGCCAGCCUUAGGGGAAGCGAUAAUCUGAUUUGCUUCUACACGAAACGAUACGGCGCGAACCCGCUAGUUAUCCAGGGUGCCGGCGCCGGCGGGGAGGUCACGGCGAUGGGUGUGACGGCGGAUCUCAUCAAAGUGGUUGAGCGUCUGCGAUAG